AUGGAGUUAAGAAUUUAUCUUGUGUUACUAAUUAUCGGUGUUAAUGGAAGCAGGGACUUGUGCCCUAAGGAAUGUGACUGUGAUAUAGAGAAUGGGCUGAAUAGGGCGACGUGUGUGAAUCAACAUAUAGUGAAUGUAGAUGUGGGAGUGCCCACUGCAGUGCAAGUGUACAGUUUGAGCAAUAAUGCUAUCAGUGAAUUGGAUAACUAUUGUUUUAAGGAAAUUGGAUACACUUCAAUACAGAUCCUGAACUUAUCAUACAAUUUAAUAUUUUGGAUUGGACUCCACGCAUUCGCUGGUCUGCACCACUUGAUCCACCUGGACCUGCACAAUAACCGCCUGAGGCAUAUAUCCUCGGAAACCUUCUGGGAUACACCGGAGUUAGAGGUCCUGGAUCUGUCGUCAAAUGUCUUCGAAUCGCUUAGAAAUGAACCCUUUUUAAUGCACACCAAAUUGGAGGUGCUCAAUUUACAAAAUUGCCGAAUCAAAGCCCUACCAGAAAGAAUGUUCAAUCGUCUACCAAAUUUGAAGAAGUUAGAUUUAAGUCAUAACUACAUGGUCACUUUAAAUACAGAAGUGUUGCAACCACUUCCCAAGCUAGAAAGAGUAGAACUGAAGAACGAGUAUUGGAAAUGCGAUCCGCCCUUUAUUGCUGCUGAAUCUUGGAUCGUAUCUCACGGAAUAAUGUACGAAAAGAUUUGUAAAAACAGAACGCCAAAAAUGUUCGAGAAAAUUAUAUCAGCUGUUACUCCUGAAAAGGAAGAAAUUGACGUGAAUAACGUAUGGAACAUAACGAAAGAUAAAAAUGAUUCUGUUGUACCAAUAUCGAAACCAACGACACCGCUGACUCCAUUUCAGAAAUUCGACAAAGAAUUUUCAUCUUUUAAAGCACUAAUAUUGGGCAUGGAAAUAGGACUAGGACUCGGUAUAGUAGGGACCUACAUUUGGUUACGUUCGCUUUGUAAAUGUGGACACUGUACAAGGCCAAAAUCUAGACGAGAAAGAAGACGGGAGCGUAGGGCAGAUGCCGAAGUAAGAAAUAGUUUACUAUGGACUACUGUUAUACACCCAGAUUUGGAGACUCCUCCUGUAUUCCGCAGACAACCAUCGUUGCCUGACGAAAAUCCGCCGUAUCCAACGUACGGGCUGCCGAGCGUUGUCGAAGCUGGACUUCAAAUAGAUGCCAUAUGUUUACCCGAUAGAGCUGAAACUCCGCCGCCUGCGUAUAGUGAAUGUCGUAUGUUAUAUGGUUCCUAAUUUGUGGGACAUUCAAAAGUAGAAUUAUAAAAGUGAUUUUACGUAAGAGGGAAGGAGUACCGUGUGAUUAUGCAUCGUUGAAGUGUUGAUCAAGCAUGAAUGACGUAAACGUUGUGCAUAAGAAAGUAUAUAUACUGUGGCGUUGCUUUCUUAAUUACAUUACAAUUGAGGAUGACUUUGUGACCACGACCAGAGCAAGAUGUUCGAAACAUUAAGAUAAAUAGGUAGGUGUGCAAUACCUAUUUAUGACCGUUCGUAAUAUUAUUAGAACCUAUGUAUUUC
Molecule: messenger RNA, 1539 nt
Organism: Hyposmocoma kahamanoa
Lineage: Eukaryota; Metazoa; Arthropoda; Insecta; Lepidoptera; Cosmopterigidae
Product: leucine-rich repeat-containing protein 24
Exons: 3
Coding region: 1-1257 (418 amino acids)
Cellular component (GO): extracellular matrix
Molecular function (GO): protein binding
Source: RefSeq, a predicted model, not a curated record